Molecule: messenger RNA, 1555 nt
Organism: Volvox carteri f. nagariensis
Lineage: Eukaryota; Viridiplantae; Chlorophyta; Chlorophyceae; Chlamydomonadales; Volvocaceae
Exons: 5
Coding region: 1-1203 (400 amino acids)
Biological process (GO): DNA integration; DNA recombination
Molecular function (GO): DNA binding
Source: RefSeq, a predicted model, not a curated record
AUGGCGAGGCGCGCUUUAAGGCCCCGCCUUGCACGUCUGCUUCUGUGCCUUGCGAUGUCAUGGAUGACAACAGCAGUUGCUGAUACUUCACUUGAGGAACAGCUGGAUUCUCAGGCGACAGUCGACCCUAGAUUCCCCUACUGCUCCUGCUAUCGCCUUCCUGCCAAUCCAUCGCCAUACAACUUCGCCCCAACUGUGACUGUGAAAGGCAAAGGCCAGUACUGCUUCAAGAUUCUUGUCAAUAGCACAGGUUGCACUGGACGAUGCUGCAAUGUCGACUUGAACAAAAUUGAGUUUGAUGUCAACGCCAAGUGCCUGGCCAAGUCUGCGUCAGUCAAGGCAACCAUUAAUGGAAAGUUCACCCUCGUCGGCCCUAAUUACUACACCUACCAAUUGGACAACGGCACCUACAGAUACGUGCUCCGGCUCACCAGCCUGACUAUGGGUUUAUCGGACAACAACGCUGAGCUCUGCCUCAACCUCACGGCUGGUGUGAACGACGCCGGCUGCGGUACUCUGGAAGAGCUCUGUGUGCCGCCGUCAGUCAGCUCUCCUCCAGGGACAUGCCAAGUAGCCCUGUUGAAUAGCCUCAACAGCACCGACACAUGCUGCCCUAUCCGCUAUUCGGUUUACCAUUUGGGCAUUACAGUUAAUACUGCGGAGGGNCUGUUUGAGGUGCCUGCGGGCAAGUUGGCCAAGUUGCGUCGGUUAGCUGUGGGGCUCCGGGUUACGGCCAAGAAGAAUCGCCGUCUGGUUCAGAAGCGUGAGUUGGCGCAGCUGUGUGGUUUUGCUCAGAGUGUGAAGCUCGCCCUCACCCCCGCCCCCCUGUUUCUCCGUAAUUUCUACGAUGAUCUUGCGCAGCCGAAGCUGUCCCGGGACCCUGCGCGUUUAUGGCCGGAGCGCCAGACGACUCAGGGGGCCGAGCGUUGGUUCGAUCGUGUUUUGGCGCAGUGUGGCCUGGAGGGCCUUCGUUCCGUCCACACCCUUUAUAGUUUGCGGCGGGGUGGUGCCUCGGCCGCCCGUGCGGCGGGAGUGCCACUGGAUAUCAUCGAAGCAUUUGGUGGCUGGGCCGCAGGCUCGUCGGCGUUGCGGGAGAACUACCUCGAUUUGGGGGUCCGUGGCUGCCCUCGUGCGGUCGCCUUCUUUGGCCCUCUCGCGGCCCGGCGUGUCGCGCCGGUGAUGGGUCAGUACUUUAACCGCUGAGAGGGGGUGUCUUUCCUUUUGGCAAUAGACUCGUAGCAGGAGCUAAUGCGGGCUAUGCGAAGCUUGAGCCGGGUUAGCUAAGGCGUAGGGCCUUACGGCCGUUUUAAGUGGUACGACUUGAGGCCGGCGAUCCGUGUCCUCAGGAUCGUCUUUUGCAUAAAUAGCGCGUGUUGCAGGUUUUCUGUAUCUUGUUUUUGUUGUUCAGCACGCGCCCCGCCCUCCCACCCUGGAGGCCGCGUCGCCCGCCCUUUUCGCUCUACUACAUUAUUUCUUUUCCUUUUGGUUCGGUGCGGCCUUUUCAUCGAUCAGGCCGUAAGAGCACAGCCAAUAUCUGUAACAGAAAUGGCAAUGG